Molecule: messenger RNA, 1152 nt
Organism: Drosophila hydei
Lineage: Eukaryota; Metazoa; Arthropoda; Insecta; Diptera; Drosophilidae
Product: L-galactose dehydrogenase
Exons: 4
Coding region: 80-1114 (344 amino acids)
Cellular component (GO): cytosol
Molecular function (GO): L-galactose dehydrogenase activity
Source: RefSeq, a predicted model, not a curated record
AUUUCAUUAUAGCUUGUUGUCUCUUUGGGGCUUGGGCGCGAUUCGGCAAAUUGCGGAGGUUAAAAAUAAAUAAGUAGCUAUGUCUGGAAAAUUACCGAUCACCUUUGUCAAGGGCUUUCACGACGAGGAGCAAGUGAAGCGAAUGGAGUACAGCACGCUCGGUAAAACGGGCCUGGAAAUCUCUAAAGUCGCGUUCGGUGGCGGAGCUCUCUGCGCUAACUACGGCUUCGAUCUGGAUGAGGCCAUUCAAACAGUGCACGAGGCACUGAAGGCUGGCAUUAACUACAUCGACACAGCUCCCUGGUAUGGCCAAGGCCGUUCAGAGGAGGUGCUCGGCAAGGCAUUAAAAGAUGUGCCAAGGGAAGCCUACUACAUAGCCACCAAGGUGGCACGCUAUGAGCUGGACUACGAACACAUGUUCGAUUUUAGUGCACGGAAAGCUCGCGAGAGCGUGGAAAAGAGCCUACGGCUGCUGGGCCUGGACUACGUAGAUGUAAUACAGAUUCAUGAUGUCGAAUUUGCUGAAAACUUGGACGUAGUUCUCAACGAGACUUUGCCAGCGCUGGAACAGCUAGUCAAAGAGGGCAAGGCCAAGUUUAUUGGCCUCUCCGCAUAUCCUUUAUCGGUGUUAAAGGAGUGCAUUUCCCGUGCCGAGGGCAGAUUCGAUACGGUGCUUACAUAUGCACGCUACACGCUUUUGGACGACUCGUUGGUCGACUACAUGGACUUCUUCAAGUCCCAGAAUCUGGGCAUUAUUUGUGCAGCUGCACAUGCGUUGGGUAUGCUGACCAAUGCCGGACCCCAGCCUUGGCAUCCGGCCGGCGAUGACCAGAAGGCCAUAGCACGUCAAGCAGCCGAGGAGUGCAUUAAGCGAGAAGUGCAACUGGGCAAGCUGGCCAUGUACUAUACGAUUCAACUGCGUGAUGUAUCCACCUUUCUGGUUGGCAAUCAGACGCGGCAAUUGCUCCAAACGAAUCUGGCUGCCUUUUACCACGGCCUCAGCAAGCAGGAGCAGGAAGUGCUGCAGCAUCUGAGAGAAAACGUCCUGGUAAAACCCUCUCAUUGGGAGGGCAUCGAACUGGAGCGCUACUGGGCCGCACUGAAAAAGAAAUAGAUGACCUUGGCUUGCCGACAACAAACCCUUUUUUAAUA